CCAGGGGUUGGUAUCGAUCAUCCCCCUCGCAAGUGAGGGAGCUUUUCAUAUAUAAGGCAGCCUCCCCGGGGACACCGGCGAUAGUCUGGAUCCCGCGAGUUUCCCGUGCGGACAGCCCCGUGCGAGCGAGCGAUCGGCCGGUCGAUCGGUCGGUCGCGGUGAGAUCGAUCGAGGAAGAGAUCCGGAGAAUCGACAUCUUGCCGCGAGAUCCCCGACGUAGAUCUCUCGACAGGACUGGGCAGGAUUCUCUGGCUUUUUCCGCGGAGGGAAAAAAAGAGGAGGAAAAAGCGGAGAGACGGAACGGAGGAGUUGAGCCGCGCGCUCAGUGGGGUUGCUCGUGGACUCGUGGCGCGUAAAUCUCGCGAGGGUGCUGACGACGGAUGAGAUCGUGAGAGCCGCGCGCGUUAUGGCAAAUCACCAUCCGGCGUACGACUUCGAGGACAGAGGCCAGAGGAUUCGCCAUCGGGUCGGCACCGCGUCGAGACCGGCGGACUCCACCGUGGCUUGCACCAGCACACAAUAUUAUGUGGGUCCCAGCAGUGACAUUAGCGAGGAGGAUUUGGCGGAAUUGCCAUCAUGCGUUUACGCGGGCAGGUCGACGCAACACGUCGCGCACACCUCACCACAUACGCACUCUCCCUUACAUUACCAUAUGCCAGUUUCAACACCAGAUCAUAAUGACACAGAGAUAAACGGCGUGGAGGAGGGUUAUUAUCCAAACGGUAGCCCCUACAGAAUCCAACGACACGCCGCCAACAUUCGUGAGAGAAAACGCAUGCUCAGCAUCAACUCGGCUUUCGACGAGCUCCGGGUCCAUGUGCCGACGUUCCCUUACGAGAAAAGACUGUCGAAGAUCGACACCCUACGUCUGGCCAUCGCGUACAUCGCGCUACUACGCGAGGUCCUGGCGGCCAGACUAGACCCUUUGACGUACGUCGAGAGGUGCCUUAGGGGUGAGAUAAACGGCGAACGCGCCGAGUGGAACACAAGUGAUCUUACGGCGCGCUUGUCCUGGAUAAACUGGGAGAACCUGGGGGUGAAUCCAAACCGGCGAUCAGUGCUGACCACCCUCGCGUUGACAACCGACAAUAUGAAUUGAGCAUCCGCGACGAGACGCUCGCGCGAGUCACGCAGCGAUUCCUCUUUUCUUUGUAAAUACUUUCACGCUGGGAUAGAGAGGGAGAGAAACGGAAAAAUAGAGCGAGAAAGAAAGAGGGAGAGAUAAAGGAGUGCUAAGGACUUAUUGGCAGUUUUGGUUUCAAUUCACGUGCAAUACGAGAGCAUUGUAUUCGAUAUCUACGUGUAAAAGGACACUAGUUAGUACAAUUUAGUAUUUGCUUUGGAAUAAAAUCGAUGCUGUUCGAGA
Odontomachus brunneus is the source of this 1366-nucleotide messenger RNA. RefSeq names its product basic helix-loop-helix transcription factor amos-like. Gene Ontology annotation, molecular function: RNA polymerase II transcription regulatory region sequence-specific DNA binding; DNA-binding transcription factor activity, RNA polymerase II-specific; protein dimerization activity. The transcript is spliced from 5 exons. Bases 407 to 1099 code for a protein of 230 amino acids. The record is from RefSeq and is a predicted model, not a curated record. Lineage: Eukaryota; Metazoa; Arthropoda; Insecta; Hymenoptera; Formicidae. Gene Ontology annotation, biological process: developmental process; regulation of transcription by RNA polymerase II.